Messenger RNA from Castor canadensis (American beaver), 858 nucleotides. The record is from RefSeq and is a predicted model, not a curated record. NCBI's taxonomy places the organism in Eukaryota, Metazoa, Chordata, Mammalia, Rodentia, Castoridae.
AUGGCAGGACGUCAGCCUUCCUGCACCAACACCAAGGGAAGGUCCGGCCUGUCCUUGGGACACAGUGAAUCCAGCAAGCUAAAGCUCACAGAGCAGACACCGCUGGUCAGCUUGGGCACCAGGCAGUUCCGAGUGACUGAAAUCAGGCUGCUUAGUAAUGGAACCGGUAGCUCGCACUCCGUAGCCAAAUCUCGAACACAUCAGACGCCAACACAGAUGGAGGCAGGACCUGUGGCUGCUCAGUCAGUCCUGCCUCUGGCUACCACGGAGCUCCUGCGCCCCUGCUCUGUUUCAGGCCUUGUGGCCGGAGAUGUUAGAGAAGUGUUUCAGCGCCGGGAAGAUGGCUCCGUAAACUUCUUCCGGGGCUGGGAGGCCUACCGGGAGGGCUUCGGCAAGCUCACCGGGGAGCACUGGCUAGGGCUCAAGCGGAUCCACGCCCUGACCACACAGGGAGCCUACGAGCUGCACGUGGACCUGGAAGAUUUUGAGAACGGAACCGCCUACGCCCACUAUGGGAGUUUUGGUGUGGGCUUGUUCUCUGUGGACCCCGAGGAGGAUGGGUACCCGCUCACUGUGGCUGACUAUUCCGGCACAGCAGGUGACUCCCUUCUGAAGCACAGUGGCAUGAAGUUUACCACCAAGGACCGGGACAGCGACCACUCGGAGAACAACUGUGCUGCCUUCUACCGUGGCGCCUGGUGGUACCGCAACUGUCACACGUCUAACCUCAACGGGCAGUACCUGCGUGGCACGCACGCCUCCUACGCUGAUGGCAUCGAGUGGUCCUCCUGGACCGGCUGGCAGUACUCGCUCAAGUUCGCAGAGAUGAAGAUCAGGCCGGCCCGAGAGGACCACUAG